Messenger RNA from Porites evermanni, 556 nucleotides. NCBI's taxonomy places the organism in Eukaryota, Metazoa, Cnidaria, Anthozoa, Scleractinia, Poritidae. The record is from the annotation of a GenBank genome assembly.
AUGACCGAAGGAAGGUUUCGCUUCCCGAAAGCAAUCGAGAUAGAAGAACUUUGCGUAGAGAGAGCAGUACCGAAGUGUACCAGGUAUAAAAAUAAGUGGGCAGUAGGCAUUUUUGAGGAUUGGCAACGAGUGCGAAGUGUAAAGUUUCCAAUAGUCGAACUUGGUGAAGUUUUUAAAGAGUAUGAAUUGGACAAAGUUCAGCCGCUUACUCGGCCCAUAACAGAGAUGGACGCAUUGAAGCUCAACUAUUGGUUAUCCAAAUUGGUGUCAAGAGGUGGCAAAGUUUUCCAAAGAUCCAUACCCUCCGAAAAUACGUUGUACCAGAUUGUCUGCGGCAUUCGCCGAUUCAUAGUGGAAAAGAAACCAGCCAUCGAGUUCAAUCCCUUGGACUCUUCAGACAAAAGUUGCGUGAAUUGGCGUUAUUGGAAAGGGGGGCCGUUCUCUUUUCCUCAUUACAUUUGCUAUCUUUAGGCGAAUAUUGGACGCAGAAAUGAUGGAUGGGACUCGAGCUGGCGUUUGUUUGAAAGCAAAGAAAGAAAUGUACUGUAAACUUUAA